GCGCCUUCCUCCAGACGAGUCGGACUCACGGUCUGUUAGCCACGCGUGGUCGUGACGCUAAUCUGGAGGACCCCAAGCGGAAGAAAGGCGCCUUCGAUCAUUUCCCAGGGCCCGUCCCCAAGUUCUCACUUGCGCUCACUUAGAAAGGUGCUUUUUCUGUUGGCUAAAGUCGCUGGCGCGUCUCUCCAAAAAACAAGUCUCUGCCCGGGGAGCCCGGACUUCCUUAUUUUGACCCCUCCCUGCAUUUUAAAAAGGAAGGGCGCCCUUUGAGAAAUAUUAGUCCUAGAACAGGGUUCUCCAAAGUGAUUUCAUAUGAUCCCCGCUUCCAGAAAGAUGUCCCAGCUUAAGUUCUGUUCUCGACGAUCCCCAGUGGUUUGCUGCAAUGGCUGUGUGGCAUCAAGCCAGUCUCUUGCCACAAAUAUUGGCCUUGAUAUUUUAAAGAUGGGUGGCAAUGCUGCGGAUGCUGCUGUGGCUGUAGCUGCUGCUUUAAAUGUUACCGAACCAUUCAGUACAGGCCUAGGUGGAGACUGUUUCUGCCUGUACUACGAUGCCAGCACAAAGCAGGUGUGGGGUCUCAAUGGAAGUGGACGGUCUCCACAAUCCCUUACUCUUGAGCUGCUAAAAGAGCAUGGCUUUGACGCAGCGAAUCCUCUGCCUUUACGACAUGCAUGUAACAUCACAGUCCCUGGUGCUGCUGCUGGAUGGUGUGAUGCUGUCACAUUGUACGGAAGCAAAAAGCUUUCCAUGGGGCAGAUUUUGCAACCAGCAAUAGAAAUGGCUGACAAGGGCUUUCCAGUGUCUGAGAUUACUUCCUACCAGUGGAAGCAAGAUGCUCAUGUUCUUCAGUCACCUGUAAACCAACAUGGGAAGGACCUGUUGAUCAAUGGUGAAGCACCAGAGCAUGGCCAAGUCUUCCAAAAUCCUCUUUUGGCAAACACUUUUAAGGAGUUGGCAAAAUCUGGCAAAAGAGGGUUCUAUGAAGGCCAUGUGGCUAAAGCAAUUGUGGAUGUUAUUCAGAGUAACGGUGGAGUAAUGGAUUUAGGAGACCUGAAAAAUCAUGUCACCGAAGAAGUUGAACCUAUUGUCACAAAUUACAAGGGCAUGAAUAUUUGGGAAAUUCCUCCAAAUGGGCAAGGAAUCACAACUUUAUUAGCCCUGAAUAUUUUAGAAAAUUUCAGUUUGAAAGACCUGGACCAUAAUUCUACUCAGUACUUGCACAUUUUAAUUGAAGCUUUCAAGCUGAGCUUUGCUGAUAGUUUCUGGUUUUGUGCUGAUCCAGAAAAAGGAACAGUACCUACAGCACAGCUCCUUUCUAAAUCUUAUGCCAGAAACCGUUCAAAGCUAAUCGAUUUACAGAGAGCAACUGCCAAAUAUAGUCAUGGAAAUCCCUUCCCAGUGGGGAAUGACACAGUUUAUUUUAGUGUGGUGGAUGCCGACGGCAAUGCCUGUUCUUUCCUUAACAGCCUCUAUAAAGGAUUUGGUACAGGGCUGGUGCCAGAUGGCUGUGGAUUUACACUGCAAAACAGAGGAGCCAGUUUUUCACUACAGCCUGAUCAUCCAAACUGCCUGGCCCCUAGGAAGCGCCCCUAUCAUACAAUUAUACCAGCUCUGGCCACUGCUGCUGAUUCAGGAGAACUUUUGUGCUGCUUUGGAGUGAUGGGAGGAUUCAUGCAACCACAAGGUCAGGUGCAAGUACUACUGAAUAUGUUAGAAUUUGGAAAGAAUCCACAAGAGGCUUUGGAUGCAUCUCGUUUUUAUAUGGAGUAUAGCAAAAAAAAUGCGUGGCAGGUGUUCUUGGAAGAUGGCAUUCCUCAAAACGUAACAGAUGAUUUGAAAGCCAUGGGUCAUAAUGUCAUGGAACCUGUACUUGGCUAUGCCAGGAGCAUGUUUGGACGUGGUCAAAUUAUCACCAAAGGAGAAUGGUGGAGACAAAAAGCCCUCUCUUCUUCUUACAGUGUUCUCUGGGCUGGAUCUGAUCCUCGAGCUGAUGGUUGUGCAUUGGGAUACUAGUGUGGAGGAAAAGAUGGCUAGGUUAAGUGAAUAAAAUCAAAUUCCAAAGUGACACAACAUGAUGAUGUACUAAAAAAAGGAGGGGGGUCAAAAUCUGUUUGAUCUAUUACCAUGAUUUGAUAAUAACAGUCCAUGCUUUGCAUGGAGAAAUCCCAAGUUCAAUCAUUUCAUUUAUUUGCCUGUGAUUUAGGAAAGUGAGACUCAUCUGCCACUCAGAUGAGGUUAGACAAUACACUUGGCUGCUUUUUUCUCGUAAUGCUUAAUCAUGGUUUAUUAAACAAGCCAGAUAUUAGGAGAAAAGUAAUCCUGAUUUGUUCGACCAUUUCUUGGUUUGUUUCCUCCAUGUUUUUUCUGCCAAUACCAAGAGAAAUAAGUGCAACACAAAACCAAAACCAAAUGUAAGUCAGGAUUCCAAGUUUAAAAGGAAAAGGCCUGGCUUAAAAUCAAGACCUGUAAAUCAGUAAAUCAUGUUAUCCAAUUAUAGUUUGUUGCAAAAAUCAUUUAUUUUUUUGUUUUUUGAGAUGUGUUUGCAUAUUAUUUGUCAUUUUAAAAACAUAUUAUGAUUUAGUGUUUUGUAUAAACUGAGUAACUGCAAAGCAUGUGAUUACAUACUUAUGAACUAUUUUUUAGUCACAAUAAUAUAAAAUAUUUUUGUUGACA
Molecule: messenger RNA, 2670 nt
Organism: Candoia aspera
Lineage: Eukaryota; Metazoa; Chordata; Lepidosauria; Squamata; Candoiidae
Product: glutathione hydrolase-like YwrD proenzyme
Exons: 12
Coding region: 313-2010 (565 amino acids)
Biological process (GO): glutathione catabolic process
Molecular function (GO): glutathione gamma-glutamate hydrolase
Source: RefSeq, a predicted model, not a curated record